Messenger RNA from Oncorhynchus nerka (sockeye salmon), 957 nucleotides. RefSeq names its product tripartite motif-containing protein 29-like. NCBI's taxonomy places the organism in Eukaryota, Metazoa, Chordata, Actinopteri, Salmoniformes, Salmonidae. Gene Ontology annotation, molecular function: zinc ion binding. The transcript is spliced from 2 exons. Bases 1 to 957 code for a protein of 318 amino acids. The record is from RefSeq and is a predicted model, not a curated record.
AUGUUUGGGAUGCUCUGGAUCAACGUACACAACAGCGUGUUCCAGUUCCGGACAAUAUCCAGGAACUUCGUACAGCCAUUGAAGAAGAGUGUUCCUGUGCUCUGUCUGUCUCACCUGGAGCCUCAUCAGAGAGUCCCAGCCUUAAAGAGACACAAGCUGGUCAACCCUGUGGAGAACCUGGAAGACAUGAUGUGUAAGACGCAUGACAGACUCCUGGAGCUGUUCUGUAGGACUGACCAGACUUGUGUUUGUGUCUUGUGCUUGAAAACAGACCACAUGACUCAUGACACUGUCCCUCUAGAGGAAGCGUAUGGAGAGAGGAAGGCUGAACUGGGGAAGACUGAGGCAGAAGUGCAGCAGAUGAUCCAGGAGAGACUGAAGAAGGUUCAGGAGAUCAAACAUUCAGUAGAUCCGAGUCAGAAAGUUGCAGAGAGAGAGAUAUCAGACAGUGUACAGAUCUUCACUGCUCUGGUUCGCUCCAUUGAGAGAAGCCAGACUGAGCUCAUUGAGGUGAUUGAGGAGAAGCAGAAAGCAGCAGAGAGGCAGGCUGAAGGGCUCAUUAAAGACCUGGAGCAGGAAAUCACUGAGCUAAAGAGGAGAAGCACUGAACUGGAGCAGCUCUCACACACUGAGGACCACCUCCACCUCCUACAGAACUUACCAUCCCUCUGUACCCCUCCACCCACCAAGGACUGGUCUAGGAUCAGUGUUCACAGUGAUAUGUGUGUGGGGACUGUGAGGAGAGCUGUGUCUCAAGUGGAGGAGACCAUUUUAAGUGAAGUGAAGAUGUUGUGUGAUGCUGAGUUGAAGAAGAUUCAGCAGUAUGCAGUAGAUGUGACUCUGGACCCUGAUACAGCACAUCAUGGUCUCAUCAUGUCUGAGGAUGGGAAACAGGUGAAACAUGGAAACACACGGCUUAAUAAACCUUAUAAUCUGUUAGAGGAAUUUAAUUCCUAG